Pomacea canaliculata is the source of this 978-nucleotide messenger RNA. Its product is annotated as bone morphogenetic protein 1-like. The record is from RefSeq and is a predicted model, not a curated record. The transcript is spliced from 6 exons. Gene Ontology annotation, molecular function: serine-type endopeptidase activity. NCBI's taxonomy places the organism in Eukaryota, Metazoa, Mollusca, Gastropoda, Architaenioglossa, Ampullariidae. The coding region runs from base 1 to 978 and encodes 325 amino acids.
AUGCUACUUCAACGACAGCUGCACUUCCGACAGCUGGAUGGUGUGCAUUGGACGAUCACCGUCGGCAAUGGCAACAGAAUAGACCUCUACUUUACUGACGUGCAGCUCGAGUGGUCAAACGGAUGUUACAACGACAAUGUUAUGGUAUGGUAUGAUACAUCGUAUGAGCCCACAAGAUUGUGUUACAGCUACUCGUACUAUUUUCGCUCGAAUCAAAACUCCAUGACAGUAGUGCUUCUUUCCACCGGAAAUGUAACAUCUAAAGGCUUCAGUGCGUACUGGAAUACAGUUUGCGAGAGAUCAUUUCCAAGGGACUACAAUGGGACUAUCGAGUCUCCAGGAUUUCCAGACGAAUACUACCGGGGCCAGAAUUGCCGGUUUUCUUUCUCGUUGAGUACCUACAGCCUUCUGCGAGUUAUCUUCACCUACUUUCAUCUCCCAAACACCUCAUGUGAUGCAGAUUACAUCUCGGUGUACAAUAAUUCGUACCAUCAGCGGUAUUGUCACAACUCGCCGCCUCCUGACCUAACAGACAUCAGCGAGAUUCGGUUUGUGUCCAACUCCAGCGGGCCAGCUGGCUAUGGGUUCCAGGCUCGUGUGAGCAGAGAGCUAAAGUGUGGAAAUACAGACAUACGUCUGCAAGAAAAUACCCAACACUACUUGUCCUAUUAUCAUUACGAGUAUUUAAAUGGAAGGUGUGAAUGGACAGUCACAGCAGAGAAAGGACUGGCCAUCAUGAUGAUUGGCUACAUCAGUUGCGACUACGAUGACUGCUUGAAUCGAUUCAUCAAAAUUUACAACGGAACAAGCAAAAAUCCAAAUUCCUUGAUCACACCACGUUAUCACUACUACGGAGAGAUUUCUGUAGAUGAGGCAACCAACACCAUCGUUCUCGAAUACCUCGCUGACAACAGCAGCUACUUUUAUAUGUCAGUAACUUUCAUGGCCUACAACGCCACAGGUCAUAACUGUAAGUAA